AUGGCCUCAGGUGGCUCUUCAGUGCCGACAGAGAAACUACAGGACAAGAAAGCGAACGAGCCAGAUCCAGCAGCCGCGUCGAAACCUGUAGAAAAAGCGCCAGCCCUGCUUGAAGAUGACGAUGAGUUUGAGGAUUUUCCUGUAGACGAUUGGGAACAAGAAGACGCCGCAAUGCCUAGCGGAACGACACAUCUCUGGGAGGAGAGCUGGGACGAUGACGACGAGAACGAUGAUUUCAGCAAAGCAUUAAGGGAAGAGCUCAAGAAGACAAGUGAGGGAAACAAGUGA
Messenger RNA from Lithohypha guttulata, 288 nucleotides. It is a transcript of the gene SEM1, whose product is annotated as 26S proteasome complex subunit. Gene Ontology annotation, cellular component: proteasome regulatory particle, lid subcomplex; proteasome complex. Gene Ontology annotation, biological process: mRNA export from nucleus; proteasome assembly; double-strand break repair via homologous recombination. The coding region runs from base 1 to 288 and encodes 95 amino acids. The transcript has 3 exons. NCBI's taxonomy places the organism in Eukaryota, Fungi, Ascomycota, Eurotiomycetes, Chaetothyriales, Trichomeriaceae. The record is from RefSeq and is a predicted model, not a curated record.